AUGCUGAAAGAGAAGAAGAAGAUGAAGAAAAAAGAAAACAGAAAGGAGGAGGAAAACGCGGCGGCCCGGAGACACAUCGGCCGCGCGGGACGAGCAAGUGGGAAAUUAUUUCACAGUGCCGACACACAGAUCGAUCAUUUUCCUGAUCAUUUUCAAUUAGCUUCCUACCCAGCCCAAGUGGAAGGUACAUCGACGCCGAUUGUCUCAGGGAGGGUUUCCAAAAUCCCUCCCAUCUACGAACGUCCAAUAACCAGCAACAUUUCAGUUGAGGAAGGAGGUGUUUUUAACGUAUCAAAAUCAUGCACCCGUCAGCAGCUUCCGUUAUCUGUUACUCGUGGCGUGAGAUCGCGGCCACUGGGAGAUGCCACCUCGACGAAGGUGGAGACGGUUCCUCUGCUAAGCCCAACGAUGGAGUCCGAGCUUCUGAAAGAACCCUGGAUAUUCCCGCACACAAAAGCGAGUCCUAUGAAAGAAGAGGACAUCGCGGCACCCUCCGCCUGGGAGGAGGACUUUCAGGAUCUGAGCAGUUGGUGCAUGGACACGUUCCAGGGUCAAUGCGAUUUUCAUAUAGGUGAAUCGACUACAUUUAAACUAUCAGGUACGAAAUACGAGGGUAACGGCAUUUCAACUUUAGAGGAGGAAGGGUUGUUAAAGGAUUUGAAAGGAACGACUGAUGACGAGAAGUUGGACUUGAAAAUGGAUACCGUUAAGACGAUUAAAGAGUCAAAUGACAAUAGUCAUUUGCUGCUAUCUCCAUCGGAACUCGUUAACGAAUAUGGAUUAGGGUAUAAUAAUGAAGAAAAUAAUGCAUCCAGCUCAUGUUUAAUGUCACCCGAAUCUACGGCUUCUAAAAGCACUUCAUCGAGCAAACAGCAUAGCCUAGAUAUCAGUGAGCCAUUACAAUCCGAAAGUCGCGAUUUGGAUUACGCUUGCCCGCUUACGUCACUUGACGCCGCCGCGAAUCAGCGUGAAACAUGGGAUGAGCUACGCACGAUCGAGACAACCGGAUCGGACACUUUCGAUUUACUGUCGUACCUUUGGGAGGAUGAAAUGCGUUCAUUGGAAGGCGUAUCUACCGAUUCCACAGCGAUGAUGAAACAUAGACCUCUGGCGGCAUCAUCGCCGGUAUCGUUUACUUCUACGAAGGCAAAUACGAAGGAGCUCAAUAAAUCGACGCCACCUUCGACACGUCGAAGAAUGGAGACUCGUGCAACGUCGACGGUGACCUCGUCCACGGUAAAGACUCCUGUAACAUCAUCUCGAAGAUCAGAAAGAACAAAAGCGGCCAAAAGCAAAGAAAGGGAGAAAGUCGCUGUCACUAGACAAAAGAGAAGGACAAAAAAUGCAAGGAAAAGAUAUUACGAGAGCGAUUCCGAGGAUGAUGUUAUGCUCGUCCAAUACAGAGAAUGCCGUGAGAAGAACAACGAAGCUUCGCGAAGAUCGCGGAUGAAUAAGAAAGUCAAGGAGUCAGAAAUGGCCAGAAAGGCGAUCGAGCUGGAGAAGGACAACAAGAUACUGAAGAUGAAGGUCGAGGAGCUAGAGAAGCUAGUGACAUCGAUGCGCAACGCGUUAUUACAAUCUGCUUUAAAGAAGGAAUUUUAAGUAUGCGUUAUCUAAUACCUAGGCAUUUCUCACGAGCAGUCGCGUAUAGUCUAAUAAACCAGAUUUAUUAUGUUUUCCCGUUAUAUCAUGCAUGCGCCAUAUUACGGGAUAUCUUACAAGAGUUUUGUGAAUUUUACCUUGUUGAACUUAUUUGCCUUAAUUGUCUUAAUACGAAAUGAAGAAGCUCUUAAAGCCUUAUUAUUAUCGUUAUUUUAAUAUUUUUUUUUAUCGAGAGACGUUUUUUGUUGAUUUUUUAUCUCGUCUCCCGUCUCGAGUAUAUCCAUAAAUAUUAUUAUGGAAUUUAAUUGUUGCGACUAAACUAAUCGCGAAUUAGCGAUAGAUUAAUUGUACACUGCUGCAAUAUGCGUUAAAAAUAUUUUAAAAAAUGCGACGUUUGGCUUGCUGUAUAUCGGUACGCUGAGAUAUUAUGUAUUAAAUAAAGUUUAUUUUGUUAUAACGUGAAA
Pogonomyrmex barbatus (red harvester ant) is the source of this 2066-nucleotide messenger RNA. RefSeq lists its product as uncharacterized. The record is from RefSeq and is a predicted model, not a curated record. Gene Ontology annotation, biological process: regulation of DNA-templated transcription. Gene Ontology annotation, molecular function: DNA-binding transcription factor activity. NCBI's taxonomy places the organism in Eukaryota, Metazoa, Arthropoda, Insecta, Hymenoptera, Formicidae.